AUGGCUUUAUCACUAAUAUCAUUCAUGCAGCAGCGUUGUAACACUGUUAAUUUCUUUAUGCGACAAAAAAGCAUUCAUAAGAUUCAACAAAACCCUUUAUUUCACUCAAGUGAUAAGUUAUUCGAUAUUGUAGGUUCAAGUGCUGAACUAUGGAAGACGGUGACAAGUGUCAGCAAAGCUGGUCAAAAAAAAGGACGUUUGCGAACACGACAGCCUAUCAGACCACUUCAUAAGUUUUUUAGGAUUGGUGCAGGUCCCAUUCGAGUUAGUAUCCCUGGCUUAAAUGCGCCUUUACACCAAAAAGAAAUGGAAUUGAUUGAGCCUACCGAAGAUUAUGUCAAUGAAGUUCAAGAAAAAUUUAUUACUGCAAUAAAAGAGAAAUCGACUAAACUAGGUAGGAGAAUUAAUAAAGAAAAGAUUCAUUCUCUUCUACGAGGUUUUUCGGGAACGAAGGUUGCUGGACAAAAAUUAGGUCCUCCGCCACCAAUAGGCGAUGUUACUUUCGACGGUUUCGAUUCGUGCUGUCUCGUGCUCAAAAGAACCAUAAAUAUGACAACUCGUGGAAGAAAAUUUACUAUGAAUGCUCUCGUUAUCACUGGAAAUGGUAAAGGGCUUGUCGGUUAUGCCGUAGCAAAAUCUAACAUAUUUCGUCCAAUGGCUGCAGUAGCUACUGCAUUAAAAGCAGCUUCUCGGAAACUUUUUCAUGUAGAAUUGCUUGAAGAUCGUACAAUUUAUCAGGAUUUUUAUGCCGAGUGUAGAAAUACCCGAAUAUUUGCUCAGAGAUGUCCUCCCGGUCACGGGCUGCAUUGUCAUCCUAGAUUAAUAAAGAUAUGCGAAUUAGUCGGUAUAAAGGAUUUGUAUGCCAAGGUAGAGGGAUCCACGACGAACUACCUUGCCUUGACACAUGCUUUUCUUACAGGUUUACUGAAUCAAGAAACUCAUGAAGAAUUAGCAGAAAGGAAGGGUCUGCAUGUCGUUAAAUUAUCUCCGCAUCACCAUUAUCUUCCAGAAAUCGUUGCAUCACCUAAAUAUUCACAGUUAAAAAAAGAAGAUGAAAUUACUCCAAAAGAAGUCAGAGUUUAUCAGUGUUUCACACGGUUGAAACUUGAUGAUUUUUAUGGAGAAGGACGUUAUCCAUUGAAAAAACCUCCCAAAAAACCAUUUUAUAUCAACACUCCAGGCCAUCUUGAAGCAGAAUGGCGAAAGCAUCCGUUUCGUAAUCACGAAAAUGCAGCCAUAAGGCUAAUGGCCGAUGGUCUCAUCUCUCGAUGGACACGAGAAGAGAGAAAUAAUUGGGGAGUGAAACGUCAUGAAAUGGUCAUGAAAGGUUUGUUACCGGUAGCGCAAGGUAUUGGCUUAAGCGACGUCAGGCGUGAUCCAGAUUGA
Molecule: messenger RNA, 1386 nt
Organism: Dracunculus medinensis (Guinea worm)
Lineage: Eukaryota; Metazoa; Nematoda; Chromadorea; Rhabditida; Dracunculidae
Source: the annotation of a GenBank genome assembly